UCCACUUGAGGUCGUUUCGCAACGACAAUAUUUUGCAGUGGACUGUUGGUAUUUAAUUUUUCGAAAAUUUUAAUAAUGGGUAGUGGUUUAUUAGCAAAAACUCAAUAUGUUGUAUAUUCAAUAACUUUAAGCAUAAUUGUAUUUGUUGGAUUAUAUUAUGUAUUAACUGGAAGAGGGAGCAGAAUAGAUUUUGCAUGGUUUCUUGAAGGAGUAUCUCCUUACAUAUGGUGUGCUCUUGGAAUUGGUCUUGCAAUAUCUCUCUCAGUAGUUGGAGCUGCUUCAGGCAUCUAUACAACAGGUGUGAGUAUUGUAGGUGGAGGAGUAAAAGCACCAAGAAUUCGAACAAAAAAUCUUGUGAGCAUCAUUUUUUGUGAAGCUGUUGCAAUUUAUGGAAUUAUUACAGCCAUUGUAUUAUUGAAUCAGUUGGGGAGAUACAAAGCAGAACGUUUUGAAACUGAAAGAGCUGUUAGAGAAAAAUAUCUUAUGUCAGGAUAUAUCAUGUUUGGAGCUGGAUUGACAGUUGGAUUGGGCAAUCUCUUUUGUGGUCUUUCUGUAGGUAUAGUAGGAUCAGGAGCUGCAUUAGCUGAUGCAGCAAAUCCUGUUCUUUUUGUGAAGAUAUUAAUAGUAGAGAUUUUUGCCAGUGCUAUUGGUUUAUUUGGACUCAUUGUGGCUAUAAUUAUGAGUUCCAAAAUCAGCAUGGGAGAAGAAUGAAAAACUUAACAUGUAAAUAUAUAUAGAUUUAGAUAUUAUAACAGAUACAUUUGUGAAGUCAAGACAUUCCUUUAACAAUUGGAUUGAGAAAGUCAUGAACUAUGUAAAUUAUUCAUAUUGUAAUGUGGAACUAUUUGAUUACUAGUCAUGUCAGAAGAUUAUCCUGGAACCAAUUUUGUUUUAAUUGUUAAUUUGUAAUUUAAUUUUUUAAAGCUCAAAUCUUUGUGGUUAUUUUUAUUUAUUGAAACAGUAUAUUCAAUUAUAGAAUAAUGAUGAUGAUAAACUGUUUAACAUGAUGAAUGUUCUCCAAGACACUAUAUAGAUGCUUGCUUGCUAAAUGGAUUUUUGUUUAAAUAAAUGACAUUGAAAAUGUUAAACUUUU
This is a messenger RNA of Centruroides sculpturatus (bark scorpion), 1093 nucleotides long. RefSeq names its product V-type proton ATPase 21 kDa proteolipid subunit-like (gene VhaPPA1-1). The record is from RefSeq and is a predicted model, not a curated record. Gene Ontology annotation, molecular function: proton-transporting ATPase activity, rotational mechanism. The coding region runs from base 76 to 711 and encodes 211 amino acids. The transcript has 7 exons. NCBI's taxonomy places the organism in Eukaryota, Metazoa, Arthropoda, Arachnida, Scorpiones, Buthidae. Gene Ontology annotation, biological process: proton transmembrane transport. Gene Ontology annotation, cellular component: proton-transporting V-type ATPase, V0 domain.